AUGACAUCAUCGAAAGUAUAUACAAACGAUUCACCAAUAAAUUUUGAUUCAAUACUUUGGUCAGAUAUUUGGAAUUAUUUAUUCACAAAUUUACAACUGAAACGAAAUAACAAUGAAAAUCUUAUUGAAUUGAAAACACAUUUAACAAACCGUAUUUCUAUGGUCCAACGGGAAUUAUCAAAGCCCACAUCAAUGGUUAAUGAUUAUUUACAAUGGGUUCGAUCACACCAUAAAAAUAUCAAAAUGGUAACAAAACCAAUACCGUUAUCGAUUCUUGGAUCAAAUGUGAGAGAAGGUGAACUGAUUGAUGUACGUAUUUCAUGUCGUGGUCCGGAUGAUAAAUAUUAUGAUCGCGAUCCGUUAUUACGUCAACGUUUGCCUCGAGGUUGUACAUUAAUUAAUUGCGAUUUAAAAGAUGAAAAAGAUAAACGUUUGGAUUUUGGAUUAUUUGCAUUGCGAAAAUUUACAGGUGGUUUAGGGGAUGAUGAUGAUCGACAAGAAGAUAAUCGAGCGUGGUUAAACUAUUUUUUAAUUCAUCCACAUGAUGCAAAACAAAUUAUUUGUACACAAAAGAUUAACGGCGAAGCAGCUCAUUUAUCGUGUUUUUCGCUCAAUAAUCGUUUAAUUCUAUGUGCUGGUUCAAAAAAUGUACAUCUAUGUUUUCGUAAUCAUUCAGAUAUUGAUUUAUAUGGUAACGAUGUAUGUUAUUCUUAUGCAAGUUCAUUUUGUCAUACAAUUUUAAACACAUUAUCAAAAAUGUCCGAUCAUGGUGCAAUGUUAUUAAAUUUUUUAUGCGAAACACGUUAUACAGCUAUAUUUGAAAUAUUAAAUUACGCUCAUCAACAUGUUGUUAAUUUAGAAUAUUUAAAAGAUUCAGCAUCAGAAUUAAAAUUUAUCACAUUCAGUGAAGUGCCUCAAAAUUUUGAUUCAGUAGUAACAAACUUAUGUUCACUACCACCUGAUUACAGUAUUGAAAUAGCAAGAUGUUUACAUUUAUCAACAACCAAUUAUGAUAUUAUUGAAAACAAACAAGAUAUUCUGAAUGAAUAUUUAUUAUCAAUCAAAUAUCGCCAUGAAUGUGAAGGUAGUGUUUUAUAUUUUCUUGAUGAUAAUGAUCGUGUUGUUGGUUUAUUGAAAAAGAAGACAAUUUGGUAUGUUAUAUUACGUGCAAUUCGAGAGAAAACUCGUCCAAUGUGUUCACAUUGGGAAAAGUCACGAAAGAUGGACUUAUCAGAAACAUUAUCUAAAACUGAAAAACGUUUAUGUGAAAUUCAAGGUUGGCUAAAAUAUUCUGAUGAAAUUUUAAAAUGUUGGACAGAUUUAGCUUGUCAAUUUAUUAAAUGGUUAUCAAAUGAAAUUAAAAAGAAAACAAUAAGUGUGAAAGACAUAUCUGAUCAUUAUCCAAUCGUAUGGACAAAGUUUUUAAAUGAAACAAAUAGUAACGAUAAUUUUAUGACUAAAUAUAUGAAUAAUUUGACAUCCAACGAUAAUGUAUGGAAACAAUUGAAUGAAAUUAAAACUAGUAGUAUCACGACAAAGGAUCAAUAUACAUCAAGACAAGGAAGAAAAACAAAACAACCGAGUGGAGAUGUUACGGUAGCAGACGAUGACAAUGUUGAUAUUAAUGUUCGAAGUUUGCAUCUAUUCGAUAAAGAAGAGAGCGACACAGUAGAAGACGAAGAAAAAAGUGAUCAAGAUGAUAAUAAAUGA
Didymodactylos carnosus is the source of this 1710-nucleotide messenger RNA. Lineage: Eukaryota; Metazoa; Rotifera; Eurotatoria; Philodinida; Philodinidae. The record is from the annotation of a GenBank genome assembly.